AUGUCCGACAUAAGAGACGAAAUUGCACAAUCUCGACAAAUUUCAACAACAACAAACCAAAAAUCUAAUGAGAAAAAAAUUGAAAAUACUGGAGUUCCAGAACAAUCAAAUGAUGUACCAUUUAAAGUGAUACACUUGAUGCAAUUUGACAAUGGAAUGUUCAAUCCUUAUCCUAUAAUUCAUGAGAGAAAAGAAUGUUCUGAAAUAGACAACAAAUUGGAUAGAAAUGAAGUUAUAAAAAAGUGGGAACCCUAUUUAUUAGGAGAUAACCUACAUCCCAAUGAACCAAAAAAGUUGAAAGUGAAAUUUAUAAUGUCAAGAUCAAGGCCAGAGAAAAAUCAAUCAAUAAGUGAACAAGAGAAGGAAACUUCAAAAAUAGAUGAUGCAUCAACAAAUCAAGGAAGAAAAAAAACAACUGAAGAGGAAGCAAAAACUGAUCACCUACAACAAGAAAAGGCUGGAUCAGAAUUAGUGAAUACAGGAAAUCAAUCACCUAAGAAAGACACAAGAGAGGUUGAACAACUACAACCAAAAAAGGAUGCAGCAGGGUAUUUUCAGAAAUCAACUAAUAAUCAAUCAACUGAAGAUGAGCCUCCAAAAGAGGCUACAGCAAAGGAUCAGCCUACACAACAAGUGAAGGCUAUAGCAGAGGAUGAGCCUCCAGCAGAGGAAGAGCCUCCAAAAGAGGAUGAGCCUCCAGCAGCAGUUGAAGAAACACAUUCAUACAUAAUGCAAAAGAAAAAAUUAAAAGUGUCAACUCAAGGAAUACUAAAAAAACUGACAAAAAACUGGAAAACUGCUCCUGUUAGCAAGGUCAUUGCUGCUAAAAAGGCCCCUGCUACAACUGUUGAUACUGCUGGAAAAGCCACUACUGCUGAAAUGGCCCCAGCUACAACUACUGAAAAGUCCUCUGCUGCAGAAAAAUCCCAUGCAGCAAGUUCUGCAAAUGCACAACAAAAGGCCCCUGCUGAAAUUAAAAAAAUCCUAUUAGGUAAUGUACAUAAUUGUUAAAUUAAAUAUUAAAUUUUUUUAAUCAAUAACACUUAUACUGAAAAUGUUCAUUUACCAAUUUGUAAAUGAUCUAAAUGUAUAGGUGGUGAAGAAAUUGAGAUUGAGGAUGAAACAGAAGAAGAAUUGCAAAGGGAUGAGGAGUUGACAAGAAUAUUGAGAGGUAUAAAACCUGUUGAAGAGUUAAAUUUGUCUCAAAAGAGUGAAGAAUCUUCACAAAAUUCAAAGCAACCAAGAAGGAAAAUGGUUGCAAGGAAAAAUCAAAAGAAAAAAGAAUUGGAAGAAAAUCAGAAAAAACAGGAAUAUGAACAAUCACCAUCAAGAAGAACAAGAAGUAAAUCACGAGGUAAAUAAAAUGUACAAUUUCUAAUAUAACAAUGAUCAUAUUAAAUAAAAUAUUACAACUAUAUUAAUAUUUAUAUAACAAUGUUUAUUUGCAGAUGUUAAGUUGCCUGGCAUAUCAGCUAUAGCAACAGCUGCUGCAGCAAUUGCUGAAAACCUACCAGCAGCAACAACACCUAAAAAACCUGGGCGUCCAAGGGCUACAACUGCAGUUGCAGAGAAACCUGUUGAGAAAACAGGGCGUACAAGGGCUGCAGUUAUUGGGAAAGCAGGACAAAAAGGUAAAAGAACAUAUCUAAAACAAUAAAUGUUCAAUUACAAUCUUACACUUUUAAAAUGUUUAUUUUACUUAAUGUAAUUGAUCAAAUAAUUAGGUGGUCAGAAAAGACCUGCUGCAUCAGCCAAAAGUCCUGCAAAAAAAAAAGAAAAGUCAUAGAUCAAGUGCCUUAUGAUGAACCAUCAGAGAAUGAAGAACAAGAAGAAGUCCCUGCAACAAGUUAUGCUCCUGCAGAAAAGAAAAUUCUUAAAAAAGUAGAACAAAAAGGUAAUGUACAUAUUAAUAAAGUUAAAUGUUCAAAUACAAACUAGCAAUUUACACUUUCAUAUAUAUAUGUUCAUUUUACAUAUUAUAAUUGAUCAAAUGUUUAGGUGGCCAGAAGAGGCCUUCUGCAUCAGCUAAAGGCCCUUUGAAGAAAACAAAAAUCAUUGAAGAACAAUCAAAGGAGGAAAAUGAAGAAGAUGAUAAAAGUAAUACUGAUAGUGGAUCAGACAGUGAGGAUCCAGCUUUUGAUGCUGAAAAAGAAGAAGAUGAAGAAAGUGAGGAGGUGAAAGUAGUUCAAGAAAAGAAAACAACAUUGAAAAAACCAAAAGCUGAAGAAAAAAGAAUGGUUCUGUAUGAGAGGGAACCAAUAAAAAAGAUUGUGAAGAGGAAAACUGAAUUUUCAGUGGCUAAA
Chenopodium quinoa (quinoa) is the source of this 2303-nucleotide messenger RNA. RefSeq lists its product as uncharacterized. NCBI's taxonomy places the organism in Eukaryota, Viridiplantae, Streptophyta, Magnoliopsida, Caryophyllales, Amaranthaceae. The coding region runs from base 1 to 1011 and encodes 336 amino acids. The transcript is spliced from 9 exons. The record is from RefSeq and is a predicted model, not a curated record.